Ylistrum balloti is the source of this 2592-nucleotide messenger RNA. Its product is annotated as hexosaminidase D-like. The transcript has 2 exons. Gene Ontology annotation, biological process: carbohydrate metabolic process. The record is from RefSeq and is a predicted model, not a curated record. NCBI's taxonomy places the organism in Eukaryota, Metazoa, Mollusca, Bivalvia, Pectinida, Pectinidae. Bases 1 to 2592 code for a protein of 863 amino acids. Gene Ontology annotation, molecular function: hexosaminidase activity.
AUGGUGGAUCCUACUGUAGCCAGACGAACAAUGUCACGCUACAGAUUGUAUUUGGCAGGGGCAGUACUGAUAAUAGUAGCUGUCAUCUCCUACUACUUCAUGAAUGCAGCACCUAAUAAGCUCUCUAAAAAUUCAAAGUCACAUCUGAAAUAUCCUAAAAAAACAAAACUAUGGAAUCAGAACAAAUUUGUUUCCAACAGUAAUUUCCAAUCACAGAAAGCUGAGAAAACACUGUACCAAGGCAAGCUAUCAAAGCAGCUGACAGACAGCCAUCAUCCUGCCGAGAUUUCACAGCCAUCGGAAACAGCAGCAAAUAACAUUCCAGUUACCCCAUUUAUGAAAACUCAAUUCAGUCAUGAUGUAAAUGAUGCAUUGCCAAUGAAGACCUCCAGACAAGGCAUGAAAAUGAAACAGAAUCGGUUUGGAGUAUGGAGGAUUACAAAUGAGUCUCGUUUCUAUGGACCUGUGAGUGACUAUCCAGAUUUUUUCCAUGGUAUGAAGCGCCUUGUUCACCUUGAUUUAAAAGGAGCACCACCAAACAAGUUGUAUCUCCAGAAACUUUUCCCAUUAUUUAAAACUUUCGGUGCAACAGGUAUUAUCUUAGAAUAUGAAGAUAUGUUUCCCUAUAAAGGCCGAUUUUCUGCUAUUUCAGCUAGGAACUGCUACACAGAAGAAGAUGUAAAGGAUAUAAUCAAAUAUGCUGCACUGAGUGAAUUGGAAAUUAUUCCUCUCAUCCCAACUUUUGGUCAUCUUGAGUUUCUAUUAAAACAUGAACAGUUCCGAAAUUUGCGUGAUGUAGACUCAUCUCCCUUGGUGAUAACACCAGCUUUGGAUGCAACGUACGUAAUUCUCAGUGAGUUGAUAAAACAGGUGAUGAGACUACACAACACAUCUGCCUACUUCCACAUAGGUGCUGGUGAGGUCACAAAUCUUGGGGUCGGCUUAUCUGCAUCACUUAUAAACAAAGGAAAAACAAGAGAUGAUAUUGUACUAGAUCAUGUAACCAAAGUUGGUCGCAUUGUCAAGGAGAAGUUUAAUAAACAGUCCAUCAUGUGGGAUGAUAUGUUACGGAGCAUGGAUGCCAAGAGACUCCAGGAAUCUCAAUUGGGUCAGUAUGUACAACCAAUGGUUUGGAGUUCUAUGACCGACCCAGCUGAAAAAUUGACCACAGACAUAUGGAGUAAGUAUAGGGUCAUCUUCAAGUAUAUAUGGGUAGCAUCUUCAUUUAAAGGUUCCAGAGGCAGUGGGAAGGUGAUGACUGAUGCUGUCUAUCAUCUGAAAAAUAACCUCAACUGGAUUCGCUUGAUUGAGUCUGUAGGUCCAGGUGCCAGGGACCAAGAACAAGCAGUUAACAUUAUAGGUAUAGGAAUCAUUGGUCGACAGCGGUACAAUCAUUUCAGCACACUGUGUGAACUCCUUCCUGCUGGUCUUCCUUCUUUGGCUGUUUCCCUCAAGGUGAUGCAGCUAGGUGGAUUUAACCAACCCAUACACAGGCUUGUCUCUAAACAGCUUCAGUGUGAAAAACCUGUCAGACUUGAAUUGCUUAAAAAAUAUGAAGAUUAUGAUGGAUGUAAAUUCCCAGGGUCAGUCAUUUACUACAAGGUGCGAACAUUGUGGGGAAAGCUUCAGACUUAUGCUAAAGUCCAGGAAGAUAUAAAUAGCUUUGCCAGUGAGAUAAACUAUAAACAUCAGUUCUUCAGUCCAGAUCUACUGAAGGGCAUCAACUCUACUCUAAUGAUGUUAAAUACUAGUAUAGGUAGCAUGGAUAAAUUCAUGAAACAUGAGAUCGGUACAUAUUUUGACUCCAUGACAGCUAAUGAGUGGGUGGAGAUCAACAUCAGGCAGGUUGUACAGGAAAUCACACAAGAAGUUCAGGAAAUUGCUGAAUUUUCUAAGAGGAAAACAUGGUCCAGUCGUCCAGGUUAUGAGACAAGAGCAACUGUUAAUACCAAGGAUGGUGAGUUAAAUACUGGAAAACGUGUUGUGAUAAAAGCAGGUCCAGAUCAGGAUGCGAAAAGGAAAGAAUACUUGCAAAAACUGUCUCCUCUUCAACAGCUUAUGAAGAUUAGAAGAAGAUUUAACCAGACAAAUCUUCAACAAAUGGCACUUGCGUCCGCCAGACUCAGGGAAAUUGCUAACACACAAAAACAGAUAUCUGAAACAAAUUUGAAGCCAGGCAUAGGUAAAGUAUCGGUGAAGAAGGUUGAAAUUGAUACAGAGAGAAAGACAAUGGGACAGAAACCUAGUGUAGAGAUUAAUAAUGUUGACAGGAAGAAGGCUGCAACCAGUACAGAGGAACAAAUAUUGAGAAAGGAACAGAGAUCUGGGAUGAGGAUGUAUGAUGGACAGUGGAAGAAAGAUAAAACAGAGAGACAAUGGCCAGAAAAGGUAGUGGAACCUGGAAAGGGGACAGGUAAUCAACAGUUUGUAGAUGUCAGCAGUGCAAAGAAAAACAUGCCAGAAAUGGGAUUUAAGUCUGGCAAUGUGAUGGAUAAGAAGAGAACCCCAAAAUCUAUGCAGAAUCAACCUUUGGGUUUGUUAAAAGAUAGAAAUCUGGACCGCUUUCAAUCAUCUAAUAUUGUACAACAUUAA